This is a messenger RNA of Suncus etruscus (white-toothed pygmy shrew), 1120 nucleotides long. RefSeq names its product phospholipid phosphatase 4 (gene PLPP4). The record is from RefSeq and is a predicted model, not a curated record. Lineage: Eukaryota; Metazoa; Chordata; Mammalia; Eulipotyphla; Soricidae. Bases 72 to 887 code for a protein of 271 amino acids. Gene Ontology annotation, molecular function: phosphatidate phosphatase activity. The transcript has 7 exons. Gene Ontology annotation, biological process: phospholipid metabolic process.
GCCGGCGCGGGCCGAGCUGCGGAGCCCCAGAGCCGCCGCCGCCGCCGCUGCGGGGACGCUCCGGCCGCACCAUGCGCGAGCUGGCCAUCGAGAUCGGGGUCCGAGCCUUGCUCUUCGGGGUCUUCGUUUUCACCGAGUUCUUGGAUCCAUUCCAGAGAGUCAUCCAGCCGGAGGAGAUCUGGCUGUACAAGAACCCACUGGUGCAGUCUGACAACAUCCCCACGCGCCUCAUGUUUGCCAUUUCCUUCCUCACACCUUUGGCCGUUAUUUGUGUGGUGAAAAUAAUUCGACGGACAGACAAGACUGAAAUUAAAGAAGCCUUCUUAGCGGUGUCCUUGGCUCUUGCUUUGAACGGUGUCUGCACAAACACUAUUAAAUUAAUAGUGGGAAGACCUCGCCCCGAUUUCUUUUACCGCUGCUUUCCAGAUGGAGUGAUGAACUCAGAAAUGCACUGCACAGGGGACCCCGACCUGGUGUCCGAGGGCCGCAAAAGCUUCCCCAGCAUCCACUCUUCCUUUGCCUUCUCGGGCCUCGGAUUCACGACCUUCUACUUGGCUGGCAAACUGCACUGCUUCACUGAGAGCGGGCGGGGCAAGAGCUGGCGCCUUUGUGCUGCCAUCCUGCCCCUCUACUGUGCCAUGAUGAUCGCCCUGUCCCGAAUGUGUGACUACAAGCAUCACUGGCAAGAUUCUUUCGUGGGCGGCGUCAUCGGCCUCAUCUUCGCCUACAUUUGCUAUCGACAACACUACCCGCCGCUGGCCAAUACAGCCUGCCACAAGCCCUAUGUCAGCUUGCGGGGUCCCCCGGCAGUGAAGAAGGAGGAGCGGCCAGCGGCUGACAACGCUCCAGGCCUGGCCCUGGAGGGCAUCACCGAGGGCCCUGUAUGAUGGGGAUCGGGGCUUAGCGUCCGGACCCUGCACAGAGCCCCAGGACAGGGGGACCCGCGGGCCUAUGCCGUCCUGGCCCCAUGUUCCCCAGCUGCCGUGAUGCUCAGGACCUUCCUGCUGCUCCACGACGCUCUAUCCCUCUUCCCGGACUUGGCCCAGGCAGGAGCCAGGAAACUCCUGGGAAAGACUGUGGGGCUGGGGUGGGUGCUACGGGUUCCCCCUCCAGCCGCCGC